Messenger RNA from Colletotrichum gloeosporioides, 717 nucleotides. RefSeq lists its product as uncharacterized. The transcript has 5 exons. Bases 1 to 717 code for a protein of 238 amino acids. The record is from RefSeq and is a predicted model, not a curated record. Lineage: Eukaryota; Fungi; Ascomycota; Sordariomycetes; Glomerellales; Glomerellaceae.
AUGCCUCUCAAAUCUGCCGCUGAGGCCGUAAUUGGAAAGCCGGACUUUAAACAAGCACUCGCCGCUUUUUACGCCGAUAUACUUCAAUUCCACAAACAUGCGUACAGCUUUGUCCGUCGUGAAAGCCGUUUCGGGAGACGUUUUGAGAACAUCCUUGACGAUAUGAAACGCCAUGAAGAGCUUACCCGCAAAGAGAUCAAAUCCUGGCGAGAAGAAAGUCUUGCACAGGUGCAAAAGUGUAACGACAAACAGGCCAACAAACAAUAUGAAUCGAUUAUAACAUGGUCAAAAUCUGAAGAAUCAGAUCAGUCGGCUAUUCUCAACACGAUUUCAGCCGAUGGGGCUAGGUUUGCUGGCACUUGCUCGAUCAAGUUUUGGCUCCAGAAGACCCCAGAGUCGCCCGUACUGUGGCUACAAGGCACACCGGGCUCGGGUAAGGGCGUCUUAGCCAGCCAAAUUGUUAGAUUUAUGAGGAGUGCCAACAUGUUACCCGUUCACCACUUUUGCACUCACAGGUACGCUUCUUCUACAACAUAUGAGCAAAAACUUCGCUCCAUACUUCUUCAAUUACUUUGCAAGGAUGAUGAGCUGAUUGCAUACGUGUACGGCGACUGCGUACUUAGGAAGAAGCCACCAACAGUUCAAGCUCUUGAGAGACUCAUUUACGCCCCCUUCAAUAUUUCCUCUCGCCAGCCACGAGAGACAGAGUACAUAUGA